AUGGCCAAGUCAAAGGACAAGCAAACGACCAAGUCGAAGGCGCCGAAGCCAGCCAUCACCGUGACCAAGUCCGCGUUUGACCCCACGUUGAGUUCGCUGUUUGCGAGCAGUCUGGGUCCCGUGCAAGCGCCUCCCAAGCAGAGAUAUGGCCAGCAGGUAGAGAAGCGCGCAAAGGCGCCUGUGGAGGAGCCAAGCGAAGAAGAGGAAGAGGACAGCCAAGACGAGGAUGAAGACGAGGAUGAAGACGAGGAUGAAGACGAGGAUGAGGACGAGAAGGAUUCCAGCGACGAUGAAUCCUCCGAAGAUUCCUCUGAAGAAUCCGACAACGCGGCCGAACUGGCCAAGCUGCGCGAGGCGGCACUGGCUGGCGAGCACGACAAGCCCAGCAAGAAGCGCAAGCGGGGCGGUCAGGAGGAGAUUGAGGACAAAUUCAUGCGCAAGUUGGCGCGCGAGGAGGAGAAGGAGGAGGAAGAGAGGCAGAAGAAGCGCAAGACAAAGGUGGCAGCGACCAAGGACGAGGACGAGGACGAGGACAUGGAGGACGCAUCAGCAGCAUCCUCAGCAUCAGAGGCACCAGACGCCGCAGAGGGGCAAGGAGACCAGCUCGAGAUUCCCAAACACGAGUCGCUCGCUACGACCGACAGCAAAAACGACGAGGAACUCGAAAAGGCCGGUCGCACAGUGUUCCUCAGCAACGUAUCGGUCGAGUGCAUCAACUCCAAGUCGGCCGAGAAGGCGCUCAAGAAGCACCUUGAAUCCUUCAUCGCCGACUUGGCCGACAACAAGCCUCCCCACAAAAUCGAGUCGAUUCGCUUUCGUUCUACAGCCUUCUCCAGCUCCCUGCCCAAGCGCGCCGCCUUUGCAAAGAAGGAGAUCAUGGACGCCACGACCAAAUCUACAAACGCCUACGCCGUCUACACCACCCAGACGGCGGCCCGCGAAGCCACCAAGCGCCUGAACGGCUCGGUCCUGCUCCAUCGCCACUUGCACGUCGACUGGCUGGCUCACCCGACCAAGGUCGACAACCGACGCUGCGUCUUCGUCGGCAACCUCCCCUUUGUCGACGACGAGAGCAAAGGGGUGGAGCCCGAGGAAGGUAAGAAGAAGAAGACGCCCGCCGACAUGGAAGAGGGUCUUUGGCAGCAGUUCGGCAAGUGCGGCCAGAUUGAGAACGUGCGUGUCAUUCGCGAUGCACAGACGCGCAUCGGCAAGGGCUUCGCCUACGUGCAGUUCACCGACGAGAACGGGGUGGAGGCGGCGCUCCAGCUCAACGAGAAGAAGUUCCCGCCCAUGCUUCCCCGUGUCCUCCGCGUGACGAGAUGCAGGGCCGAGAAGAAAAAGAACAAGCCUCGCGGCCCUGCGCCGUCCUCGGAGCGAGCGGGCAACAAGGGCGCGUACCAGAAGAAGUUCUCUGCGGAAGAAAAGUCUCAGCAAGGUCGGGCAAAAGCCAUGCUGGGCAAGGGCGGUGCGGCCAAGGUGCGAGAAAGCUUCACCUUUGAGGGCCACCGCGCGACCGAGGGGCAGGGCAAGAGUGGGUUGAAGUUCAAGGGAGCCAACAAGAACAAGAAGGGGCCGAACGGGAGGAAGAGCAGGAGCUCGGCGUGGAAGUCUGGGGCGAAGAAGUAG
Ascochyta rabiei is the source of this 1626-nucleotide messenger RNA. Its product is annotated as Nucleolar protein 12. The record is from RefSeq and is a predicted model, not a curated record. The coding region runs from base 1 to 1626 and encodes 541 amino acids. The transcript has 2 exons. NCBI's taxonomy places the organism in Eukaryota, Fungi, Ascomycota, Dothideomycetes, Pleosporales, Didymellaceae. Gene Ontology annotation, molecular function: RNA binding.